AUGGAAAAAAUAAGUCGGAUGAAUCUAAAGAUCAUAUAUGACCUCGAUAAUAAUACCAAUAAUACUUAUUUGGCUUUAUCAAAGAAAAAAGCUCCAAUUAGAAUCCUAAAAGUUCCACAAUCCUCUACAGAUCAAACUUCAGAUACAAUCCCAAAGUUCGGUAUCACUUAUUUAUCUAAAGUACUGGAUGUCAUUCUGGAAAGCUCGCCGGAACUCAUUGAUCAGGAUACCCUAGGUGAUAUUAUUGAUUACAAUUUAUACUAUAAAGAUUUUUAUGAAAAGAGUGAACCUUUUGUAAGUAUUGGAUUACUCUCAAAACUACAAAAAAAAAUUGCAAAAGGUAUAAAGGUCGAAAAUAAUGAACCUAUCGAUGAUUUGAUUGUUAUGGGGAAAAUCGUUGUGAACACUUCAAAUAUAUUCCAAAAGAAAUCAACCGAUAACUCUCCAUCGUUUGAUACUCUAUUAUUAAAGCUAAGACUUUCAAAAGUUACAAUAUCAAAACUAAGCAAAAAGACUUCGCCACCUGUUAGGCAGGCGCUUAAAGACAUAUCCCAUCAAAAUAAUAAAACAAGUUCAACACAAAUGUCAAGCUUGGCAAAUUCGCAACCUUCAAUACCUGUAAAGUCAAUACCCGCAAAGAGGCAGACAAAUCCAAUGCCAGCUCCAAAGGCUAAAAGAACUCAGUCUUUACCAAUAUGGGGUCCAAAGAAUAACCAAAACAUUAUAGAUCUACCAACUAAUUCAGUGGCCCAUAAAAUUUACUUGGCUGAUAGAAAAAAGUCAGAGAACUUAAAAUCAUCACAAAAAAAAAUCCGUUCCAAUAGUAGAUCCAAUAUUUCAUCAAAUAGUUCAUCUGGUAAUUUAUCCGAAGAUUCGGUAAGUAAAAGAUUCGAAUUUAUGUUAAACAAGAAGAAAGAUUCCUCUCAAACUAAAAAAACUAAGACUAACUUCAUUCAACCAAACUCAGUUAAAUUCAAUCCAACCAAAAAAUCUGUAGAUUCAAAUAAUCAGAUCAAAUCAGGAAUUGCCAGUGACUCAAAUAAAAUUGAAAAAACGAAUACAAAAAGUAUUGAGACUGACUUGUAUUUACUGAAUAAUACAAUCGAUAGUUUACAUGGUCCAAUUGUUGAUAAUGUUGAUAAUAAUUUAAAUGGCAAGGAAAUUGAAACCUUUCAGAAAUUCACUAAAACAGAAUCAGGGAAAGGUUACAAAACUGAUGUACCUUUGUAUAUUAGUUCUUCAGAAGUAAAUGGAGGUGGUAAAGCUGUGAAUUCCAAUUUUUUUGAUUAUUUUAAUUUUAUGGACCUAUUGGAUAUAGAUGAGUUGAAUCCACUGCCCUCGAAAGAGCUUGACCAUAUUCCAACACCAAAAGAUGGUCUCCAGGAGCAAAUUACAGUACAUGUGGAUUCUAAUGAAUGUCCAGCAAGAAAAAGCAACCCACUAGAAAAAGAGGUAUUGACCAGUGAUUUGGAUAGAACUUCUCCAAUUGACACAUUGUCAAUGCCUUUGAUGGAAUUGGAUCAGAAAGCUAACUCCCAUAUUGAAACAUCGUGUAAAGAUCAACUAAGAAGAAUUCCAAUUCUUACUCCAAAAUCUAAUGAGAAAAGUACACUGGAUUUAGAUUUCUUCGAUAAAGAGAAUAUAAUCAAAAAAUCAAACGAUCCAACAUCCAUAGUACUAAACUCUUCGAUUUCACCUGGACAUAUUGGAGAAUAUUAUAUGGACUCCAAUGACGUUUUCGUGGACAAAAGAACAGAUAUCUGUUCAAACAUGCCCUCUUCGCCUGUAAAUAUGUCUAACUUCAGGACAAACGACGAAGAUGGAAGUAAUGAACAAAAAGAUGAUGAUGAAUUCUCGACUAUUGAUCAAAAAAAUGAUGUAUUUUCAUCUUUUGUAAAAAAUCGUCAAUUUUCAAAUGAGAAUAGUGAUUCUACUCCAUUAACUAGAUACGGUGGUCAAUCGAGUGAUCCAAGUAAGCCAUUUGCAUAA
Molecule: messenger RNA, 1989 nt
Organism: Vanderwaltozyma polyspora DSM 70294
Lineage: Eukaryota; Fungi; Ascomycota; Saccharomycetes; Saccharomycetales; Saccharomycetaceae
Gene: SPT21
Product: Spt21p
Exons: 1
Coding region: 1-1989 (662 amino acids)
Biological process (GO): rDNA heterochromatin formation; regulation of transcription by RNA polymerase II; silent mating-type cassette heterochromatin formation
Source: RefSeq, a predicted model, not a curated record